Molecule: messenger RNA, 2187 nt
Organism: Linum tenue
Lineage: Eukaryota; Viridiplantae; Streptophyta; Magnoliopsida; Malpighiales; Linaceae
Source: the annotation of a GenBank genome assembly
AUGGGGAAAAAGAAAUCUGAUGAUGCUGGGGGUGCCGGGAAGGGUAAGGCAGCCACCAAAGAGGCAGCUACCACGGGGAAGAAAGAUAAACUCUCGGUAUCUGCCAUGUUAGCUAGUAUGGAUCAGAAACCUGAUAAUCCCAAGAAAGCACCUUCGUCCAGUAAACCCAAGCCUAAGCCUAAGCAAAAAGCUCAAGCCUACGAUGACAUUGAUCUCCCUCCAUCUGAUGACGAUGAUGAUGAUGAUUAUGUCUCAGGCGAGGAGGGAAACCAGAUGGAUGCUCCCAAGAGAUCUAACCAGCAGCAGUUCUUGAAGCCCGUUGAGGCUUCUCUUUCAGAAAAAGAGUUAAAGAAGCGGGAAAGGAAGGAACUCCUUGCCGCUCAAGCUGCUGAGUUGGCAAGGAAGGAGGCUCUCAAGGAUGACCAUGAUGCAUUUACUGUUGUCAUUGGAAGCCGUGCAUCGGUCCUUGCUGGAGAGGAAGAAGGUGAUGCCAAUGUCAAGGAUAUUUCAAUUGACAACUUUUCAGUGUCGGCACGUGGGAAGGAGCUCUUAAAGAAUACGGAAGUUAAGAUAUCCCAUGGAAAGAGAUAUGGUUUGGUUGGACCGAACGGGAUGGGGAAAUCUACACUUUUGAAGCUUCUUGCUUGGAGGAAGAUACCAGUCCCUAAGAACAUUGAUGUCCUGCUGGUUGAGCAAGAAGUUGUUGGUGAUGAUAAAUCUGCUCUACAGGCAGUUGUUUCAGCUAACGAGGAACUUGUCAAACUGCGACAAGAAGUGGACACAUUGCAGAAAUUAUCUUCAGUUGGUGAUGAAGAGAUUGACAAUGAUGAUGACCAGGAUGAUGCAGGAGCUAAGCUUGCUGAACUGUACGACAAAUUGCAGCUAAUGGGAUCAGAUGCUGCUGAAGCUCAGGCGUCAAAGAUUCUAGCUGGACUAGGUUUUACAAAGGAUAUGCAGGCUCGUGCAACUCAGUCUUUUAGUGGAGGGUGGAGGAUGAGGAUUUCUCUUGCUCGGGCACUUUUUGUGCAGCCAACUCUAUUGUUGCUUGAUGAGCCGACAAACCAUCUUGAUCUUAGGGCUGUCCUAUGGCUGGAGGAGUACUUAUGCAGAUGGAAGAAAACUUUGGUGGUUGUCUCGCACGAUCGCGAUUUCCUUAACACAGUUUGUAAUGAAAUCAUUCAUCUGCAUGAUCUUAAGCUUCACACAUACCGUGGGAACUUUGAUGUUUUCGAAAGCGGGUAUGAACAAAGGCGGAAAGAGGUUAAUAAGAAAUUUGAGACUUACGAGAAGCAGAUGAAAGCUGCCAAGAAGACUGGGAGUAGGGCUCAGCAGGAGAAGGUCAAAGAUCGUGUAAAGUUCGCUGCAAACAAGGAUGCAUCAAAGAGCCGAGCUAAGGGGAAAGUUGACGAUGAUGAUGUGCCUGCUGAAGCCCCAAGAAAAUGGAGGGAUUAUAGCGUCGAAUUCCAUUUUCCUGAACCCACUGAGCUCACACCUCCACUUUUGCAGCUUAUCGAAGUUAGCUUCAGCUAUCCAAAUCGGCCUGAUUUUAGGCUUUCAAAUGUUGAUGUGGGUAUUGAUAUGGGAACCCGCGUUGCGAUUGUUGGACCCAAUGGAGCUGGAAAGUCUACCUUGCUGAACCUGCUUGCUGGCGAUUUGGAUCCUACUGAGGGGGAAGUACGAAGAAGUCAGAAAUUGAGAAUUGGAAGGUACUCGCAACACUUUGUGGACCUCCUCACAAUGGGUGAAACACCUGUUCAGUAUCUUUUGAGACUGCAUCCAGAACAAGAAGGGUUUAGCAAACAAGAGGCUGUGCGUGCAAAACUUGGGAAAUAUGGACUACCCAGCCAUAAUCAUCUUACCCCUAUUGCUAAACUAUCUGGUGGACAGAAAGCUCGUGUUGUAUUUACGUCAAUAUCCAUGUCAAAGCCUCACAUUUUGUUAUUGGAUGAACCCACCAAUCAUUUGGAUAUGCAGAGUAUUGAUGCACUAGCUGAUGCUCUAGACGAGUUUACUGGUGGGGUUGUCCUGGUUAGUCAUGACUCUAGAUUGAUCUCCCGAGUAUGUGAUGAUGAAGAAAGGAGUCAAAUCUGGGUUGUGGAAGAUGGAACCGUGAAGUUUUUCGAUGGGACGUUUGAAGAAUACAAGGAGGAAUUGCAAAAAGAGAUUAGAGCCGAGGUUGAUGAUUGA